Pelobates fuscus (common spadefoot toad) is the source of this 993-nucleotide messenger RNA. It is a transcript of the gene PIRT, whose product is annotated as phosphoinositide interacting regulator of transient receptor potential channels. The transcript has 2 exons. Gene Ontology annotation, cellular component: plasma membrane. Bases 6 to 554 code for a protein of 182 amino acids. Gene Ontology annotation, biological process: positive regulation of cation channel activity; phosphatidylinositol-mediated signaling. Lineage: Eukaryota; Metazoa; Chordata; Amphibia; Anura; Pelobatidae. Gene Ontology annotation, molecular function: transmembrane transporter binding; phosphatidylinositol bisphosphate binding. The record is from RefSeq and is a predicted model, not a curated record.
UACACAUGUACGAUCAGAAAAGUCGGGAUACGUCAGGCGUUAAAUGCGGAUCGUUCGACAUUGGCAAACUUUUUACGCUGACCGAUCUUCGUAAUCGCUUCAACGGCAAUGCACUAGACUUGGACCCCAAAAAUAAAAUGAUGGCGACUUCAAUGGAGCCCAUUGCCGUCAGCGAGCAAAGCAGCGAGGAAAGCUCUACAUCACAUUCCAAAGACCUGGUUACAAGUCGAACAGAAAGCACUCUAUAUAGUAGCUCAAGAAGUGAGUCCCUUUGGAACACAGCCCACCGAAGUGCCUGGGACACCUACCAGAAGCCUAUUGUCAUCAUGUCUAUUGGGGGAUCUGUGUUCCUGUUGGGAAUAAUAUUGACCACUAUGUAUUUUAUGAGUUCCAAUGCUCCUGUGUCUAAGAACCUUGGACCUGUGGCAUUCUCCAUUGGACUAAUGGUUCUGAUUGUUGGGUUGGUUUGGGUGCCAAUCAUCAGGAAGAAACGAAAACAGAGGUCAUCUUCCAGGCUCUUCAACCAUCAACGACAGCUGUUCUUUCAUUUUUGAAUAUUUCGGAUAACAGAUGCAACUGGUAGGAGUAGGACCCUGGUCCUAUCGCAUCCGCAUUUUGUUUUGAUGGAUUUACUGAGGACUUGGAUUGAGCAGUUUGGCAUUAAGAUUAGACCUUGUCUUAAGUGACUUACAUUGUAGAUUUAAUAAUCCCAGUGGAUUUACACACCGUAGGAUGAACUCAUGCGGAAUUCAGAGUGCAGAAAACUGAACAUUCGACUUAUAUUAAAAAAAUAAACUGGCAUGACAAAUUUGUUCCAAACUUCUUCUAGGCAGCCAAGCUUGUACAUGGAAAAUAAUUCUUUCCUUCUUAACCAUUUACUUGUGUGAUGGGUGAGAGAUGUUCUGCUAAGCAAUGCACUGCUUUGUUCUUCGGCACAAAAUAGGUUUAUAUGAGAUGAUCCACCAGUAAUUAAAUAACCAAGUAUUUUAUAUA